This is a messenger RNA of Mirounga angustirostris (Northern elephant seal), 2012 nucleotides long. RefSeq names its product phosphoribosyl transferase domain containing 1 (gene PRTFDC1). Gene Ontology annotation, cellular component: cytosol. NCBI's taxonomy places the organism in Eukaryota, Metazoa, Chordata, Mammalia, Carnivora, Phocidae. The record is from RefSeq and is a predicted model, not a curated record. Bases 110 to 787 code for a protein of 225 amino acids. Gene Ontology annotation, molecular function: hypoxanthine phosphoribosyltransferase activity. Gene Ontology annotation, biological process: purine ribonucleoside salvage. The transcript has 9 exons.
UGGCCCGGGGCGGGGCGGCCCGGUCCCCGGUCCCAUCCCCCUCCCAGCCCUUCGCCCUCCCAGAUCCUUCCCGCGCCCUUCUUCCCUUCCCGCUUUCCCCGGGAGAAACAUGGCCGGGAGCAGCGAGGAGGCGCCAGACUACGGGCGAGGCGUCGUGAUUAUGGAUGAUUGGCCAGGAUAUGACUUGAAUUUAUUCACAUACCCACAGCACUAUUAUGGAGAUUUGGAGUAUGUCCUCAUACCUCAUGGCAUCAUUGUGGACAGAACUGAACGGUUGGCUAAGGAUAUUAUGAAAGACAUAGGAUACUGUGACAUUAUGAUCCUGUGUGUGCUUAAAGGAGGUUACAAGUUCUGUGCAGAUCUUGUAGAACACCUUAAGAACAUCAGUCGAAAUUCAGAUAGAUUUGUCUCUAUGAAGGUUGAUUUCAUCAGACUAAAAAGUUACAAGAACGACCAGUCCAUGGGCGAGAUGCAGAUAAUCGGAGGCGAUGAUCUUUCAACACUGGCUGGAAAGAAUGUCCUCAUUGUUGAGGAUGUUGUUGGAACCGGGAAGACCAUGCGAGCACUGCUCAGUAGCAUAGAGAAAUACAAGCCCAACAUGAUUAAGGUAGCCAGUUUGUUGGUGAAGAGAACACCUAGAAGUGACGGCUUUAGACCCGACUAUGUUGGAUUUGAGAUUCCAAACUUAUUUGUGGUGGGUUAUGCCUUAGAUUACAAUGAAUACUUCAGAGAUCUGAACCACAUAUGUGUGAUCAAUGAACAUGGCAAAGAAAAGUAUCGAGUCUAAAGGAGUAAAUUCUCACCAACGAAUCUCCAGAUAACAUCAUACUUACGACUAUAGUCGGAAAGCCAGCAUGUAAAGUUUGUCUCCCCAGGCAUCUUCACUCAGCAGGAGAUAAAAGAAAACAAAAAUGUUUUAAUGAGAGAGGUUUCUUUUCUGAGGUUAUAACAUAAAGAAUACCAAAGGUUCUUAAGGAAAAUUAAGCAGUGUUUUUAUUUGACUUGCUCCAAAUUAAAUACUCCACCUUGUGACUCAUGCGUUCUAUCUACCUUCACACUCCAGAACUUCACCUUCUUUUAUUCCGAUACAGUUAUUAUGCUUGAUGACUAUACCCCCACCUAGUUACUCAAAUAUUUUUCACUUAACUUUUUUUUUUUUAAUAUUCCAUUUUGGUAAUAUUUUGCAAUCUGGAGAAACUGGAAGCCUUUUCAGUUAAGCUCUGAACGCAAAUCCUGGGAAUGCAACUAGAUUCCCAUACUCAAAAAGGAGGGAAAGGACAAUUUAAUAUAAAUUUCUGUUUGUGCAUUUCUGGCAGGCCAUUACUAUUUGCUUUGACAAAGCCUUUUUGAACUGUAGCAUAUAAUGAAUCUUAAUGAUGUUAUGAAAUGAGCCUUUGCUCAGUGCUGUUGAUCGGAGCUUCCGGUAUGUGAUAACGGUAUGUCAUGCAUGCAUGGAUGUACUCAACUGUGUUUAAUACUCUGAAUUUUAAUUAGAAAAAGUACAAUGGCAGCAAGGCCCUCGUUUCUAAGCUACAUCGUUUUAUUCGUGUGGGACAUGAGCAAAUGGCAGAAUUCGUGGGGCGGGGGGUUCAAUUCAAAACUAAGCAAGUAUGAGUUUUUCCUCUUAUUUACAUCAAAGGACAAGACACUAUUAUAUAUUAUCAUCAACACGAACACAGAGGUUGAAUUAUUUUUUUGAGUGGUCUUAGAAUCUGACAGCCGACAGCCCAAGGCACCACAGAAAACCAGCACACUUAAGAAAGUUGUUUUCUGAAUAACAUUUUUUCCAUUUCCACUGUUUUAUGAGAUGUUUUCUAAUUUAUGGGGAUUUUAAUUGAAAAUGAACUCGAGUGCCAAUAGAACUGUUUUUUUCUCACUUCCUAAAAGGAAAAAAUGCAAAAUAAAUAGCUAAGCAGCCUUUGUUUGGUUCUGAACCAUUUGUGACAUAUUAUUAUCAGGUUCUAGCUUCCUUUAAACUAAUAAAGAAUAAAAAACCUUGUUACGUUUCAUAA